Pundamilia nyererei is the source of this 2571-nucleotide messenger RNA. RefSeq names its product NK6 homeobox 2 (gene nkx6-2). Gene Ontology annotation, cellular component: nucleus. NCBI's taxonomy places the organism in Eukaryota, Metazoa, Chordata, Actinopteri, Cichliformes, Cichlidae. The record is from RefSeq and is a predicted model, not a curated record. Gene Ontology annotation, molecular function: RNA polymerase II cis-regulatory region sequence-specific DNA binding; DNA-binding transcription factor activity, RNA polymerase II-specific. Bases 430 to 1281 code for a protein of 283 amino acids. The transcript has 3 exons. Gene Ontology annotation, biological process: regulation of transcription by RNA polymerase II; cell differentiation.
CUGUUAUCAGCGACUCCCGCUUCACUCCCAGCAUAGAGCGAGUGAAUUUAUGAAAAGGCGAGCCGAGCCUUUUAAUGGUUCCCAUCAAAACCAUCAUCAGAUCGUCCGAUUUCCGCGAGGAUUCCUGAGGCGGACGCAUGCAGCCUUCUCCCAGCUGACAGACUCCGAGCAAAGCAAACACGCGGAGAGGCGUUUUGGAGUUUUUGCCGAGCUCUUCACUCCCGAGAGAGAACUUCGCUUUCGUUCAAGUUUUUUCUAACAUUUCAAGAGUCUUCCUCCGGGCCCAGGAUACUUUGGAAAAGGCGGCAGAAGUGGCCAGGCUCCUGAAUCCCAGCAGUCCGCUGUGCGCCUGCAUUUACUCGCCUUUACUACUCCCGCUAGUUUCCUUCCAGUUUCUGUCCCAGCGAGUUUGGCGGUUCAUGUUCACAGAUGUUAGCGGUCGGGCAGAUGGAGGCUAACCGGCAGAGUGCUUUCGUACUGGGCAGCACCCCGCUGGCGGCGUUGCACAACAUGACCGAGAUGAAGACGUCCCUGUUCCCGUACGCGCUGCAGCAGAGCCCGGCGGGCUUCAAGGCGCCCCCGCUGUCCAACCUCAACUCUCAGUUCUCCGGGGGGACCCCGCACGGAAUAAGCGACAUCCUGGGGAGACCAAUUACCACCGCCGGGCAGCUGUUGUCCGGAUUUCCGCGGAUAAACGGCCUGGCAACCACCGCGGCCGCAGCAGCGGCGGGGAUGUACUUCAGCCCGGCGGUGUCGCGGUAUCCGAAGCCACUGGCCGAGCUACCGGGGCGGGCACCCAUCUUCUGGCCCGGGGUGAUGCAAGGCUCUCCGUGGAGGGACCCUCGGGUUCCUUGUCCUACUCAGGCUAACAUGAUGGUGGACAAGGACGGGAAGAAGAAACACUCCAGGCCGACGUUUUCAGGACAGCAAAUCUUUGCACUGGAAAAAACUUUCGAGCAGACAAAAUACCUGGCCGGCCCGGAGAGAGCCCGGCUGGCCUACUCUUUAGGAAUGACCGAGAGUCAAGUCAAGGUUUGGUUUCAGAACAGAAGAACCAAAUGGCGGAAGAGGCACGCAGCGGAAAUGGCCUCGGCUAAGAAGAAGCACGACUCCGAGACGGAGAAAAUGAAGGAGAGCUCUGACAACGAGGAGGACGACGAGUACAACAAACCCCUGGACCCAAAUUCAGACGACGAAAAAAUCACGAGACUCUUGAAAAAGCACAAGGCUACCAACCUGGCGCUGAUCAGCCCCUGCAGUAACAGCUCGGACACCUUGUGAUCCCCACAGCCUGAGAGGGACCCAGAAAAGGGGUCCCCACGAAGACUUGUCGCACUCUUUCCGAGCCCAUCUCCACCUGACAUUUCCAACAUGCCUCUUAAGGGAUCACCUUUAUUCCCCCACCCCCCCACACACCCUCAAGCAGAGAUAGAAAAAUGCGCAAAACUCCCAAGCCUGCGUCCAGACGCACGGGAAAAACCGAAAAGGUGGCCAAGCGGAGACGCACAUGGUUGCAUCCAAACUCACCCAGACGCUGCUGUAUGCGGAGCUAUAACUGUGUUUCCUCCUGGACUUGAGAAAGACUGAUGAGGACAUGUUUAUGCAGCUGAAAGGACACUGAUGCUGGGAACGGAAACUGUCCUGGAGACGCAAAUGAGUUUUUACGCAUACAGGCAGAGUUUUAACAGGUGUAAAUGUAAAGAAAAUAUUCUUUAAAAAAACAACCCUACUUUGGAUCAGUGCUGAGCUCAAAACGUUUACACUUUAAGUCAUUGCACUUGUUGCAUUAUUUUUACAGCUUGUCACGUUACGUCACGGUUUCAGCUCCUAAUGUGACCUCUAAAUGUUUUAUUACAUUUCGGUAUUCAUACGUUCAUCUGAAGAGAUUGCACACUUUUUAAAAAUUUUGUUUUUUAUUUUACACGUAUUAACAGAUUUUUUUUGUUUGUUUUGUUUUUGUUUAUUUUAGUAGCACACUGAUCCAGAUCCCGGGCGCAUGUUUUAAAUGGCAGGUGCAAACGGGGCCUGUGACGCUUCUAAAGCUCAGUUUAACCAGGGUAUCCACUGUCCUAAAAGGCAACAGACUAAACUGUUUGAAGGGGGCAGGUUUGAGACGAGUGACUGAUUUUUGUGCUGUAGCCUGCAGAUGAACAUGUAUGUGAGAUUGUGUGUAUAUAUAUUUUUUACUGAGUAAGUUAUGAUUUGAGCAGCGGAAACGUGGCAGCAUUGGGCUCAUCACUCCCUCCGAUACCGCUUUUUAAUUUUUUUCUUCCUGCUGAGUAAAGUCACGUUUUAUUGAACUCUACAUUUCAUUACAGAAACACUAUUGUAUAAAAUGCUAAAUGCUGUAAAUAAUGACUGUAAACAAACAAACCAAGAAAAACCACACAGCUUGUUUUUUAACAUCACUUUUAUUUAGUUUGACAGAGUUUCUGUUUUACCUCAUCACGCAGCCGAGCAGAGAACCGGAGCAUCGUUUUAAGUUGGAUCUAAAGAGUAUUAUCGCUUCCGGAAGGUUAUAGGAAGAAAAAGAAAAAAGUAAACCCCCUUUGUAUUAUGAAUAAAUUAUUU